AUGGCGGAUUUGGAUGACUUAUUUCAUUUAGAUCAAUACAUAGGUCCAGAAUCACUUGCAGAACUUUGUUUCCAAGUGAUCUGCAAAAAUUUGGACAUCAUUUCAGUUAAGGAUAAGCGUGGCUAUCGAAAUCUCUCAAAAGGACUAAUUUUCCCAAGUGAAAUAUGCGAUAAACUUAUUGAAUAUGUUUUACGGAAUGAUCCACAUAAAGAACAUGAUUGUUUCAUUACAAUAUUUCAAAAUGUAUCAACGACUAAACUUAAACGUAUCAAAAUUGUGAGAUCCAAAAUAACUGAUUAUGCAGUGCAGAUUAUUACUAAUCAUAAGCCUGUUGAAUUAGAACUUACUGAUUGUCCUCGUUUAACAGAGCGUUCUAUUAAAUAUAUCAAUGCAAAUGCAGAAAACUUACAAAGCUUAAUAUGUCAUGGAACUUCUGUAAUCAUUCCAGAAGAAAUUACAGCUUAUCAAAAACGUGGAUAUGUGUUUAAAGCACCAAACUUACGUACUUUGGCUUUAGAAUAUGUUACAAUUUAUGCCUCAGAAUAUAAUAUACUUCUGGCUGGUUUAACAAAUCUGAAAAAUUUGGAUUUGUCUAAUAGUUUUAAUGUGGACAAUUUUGAUUUUUAUCAUUUGAUACCUAAUCUAGUAUCUCUAGUUUUAUAUAAUGUUAAUAUUCAACCACAAGCUUUAGUAAACAUUUGUCAUUUAAAAAAUUUAAGGCAUUUGGAUAUUUCUCAAUCUAAUCCCCAGCAGGGAAUAUUUGAAAAUCCAAAUACAGUCUUAACAGACAUUGUGAAUGGCUUGCCACAACUAACUUCUUUAGAUAUCAGUGGUACAAAUUUAGCAGGAAUACAAAUAGUGGAUCGUGGAAUACAAGCAGUUGAGCAUUCUUUCUACUCUGAAUUUGAUGACAUGGCUAAUAAUGAUCUUUGUGAUAUACCAGGUCUUGCUUCCAGAAUAAAUAGACCUUUACAAUUUUUAGGAUUAUAUGGAACAAGUGAUGGAGCUUGUAGACGACGAAAUAUUCCAGCAAAAUUGAUAGCAGGAAAUGCAAAUGAAGAUCAAAUAUUGGUUGCAGCUCAUGUUUGUAUGAAUAAUAAACAAGAGUUACUACAAAAAGUAUUGAAUGAUCUUUAUCAUGUGUACAGAUAUGAAAAUUGUCAUAGAAUGGAUCAAGCGCUUUGUGCAAUAUUAGAAGCAAUGGAAAAACAUCCUCUUCAGAAACACAUCCAAAUAUCUGGAAGUGCAACACUAUUUUACAUUGUAAAAAUGAAAGAGAAAGGGGAACUCGAGCAACGUUUAAAAGAAAGAAUUGUUCGUACGCUUCUUGUUGGAAUGAGUAUUCAUAAAAAUGACGAAACUAUGAUGCGUAAUGGUUGUUUAGCGUUAUGUCAAUUUCGCUUACCGCAGGAUGUGAUGUCGAAUUAUAAAGCUUUGGUCGAACUUCUUUUGCAUUCGGCUAAGCAUGCAGAACAAGAAAGUUAUGUACAACGUAUUGGAAUAUUUCUUUUAAAUACCUUGGCAUGUCGGGUGACAGGAAGAGAGAAACGUUUAUUAGGCAAUUUAGGUUGCAUCAAAACAAUGCUUGAAUUAAUAAGAUAUAGAGUAGAAUCUGGUACAUUUGAUGAUGUAUUGGAAGUAGCAUGGUCCACUAUGUGGAAUGUAACUGAUGAAACUCCUGUAAAUUGUCAACGAUUUUUUUUCGAAGAUGGAAUGUCCCUAUUUCUCAAAUGUGUAAAGCAAUAUCCUCAUAAAGAAGAAUUAUUAAAAAAUAUGAUGGGGUUACUUGGUAAUGUUGCCGAAGUACAAUAUCUCAGAGUACAUUUUAUGCAACAGCCGUAUAUGAACGUUUUUGCAAAUUUACUUCUUACUGUCAGUGAAGGCAUUGAGGUACCAUAUAAUGCCGUUGGUAUAUUAGCUCAUAUAGCUUCGGAUGGCCCGGAAGCAUGGACAAUCGAAAAACCUAGUCGAAAUGAGGUGCUUGAACUUAUGGUUGAAGCUAUCGAACGAUGGGAUAUAUCAUCAGAACGCAAUAUUAAUUAUCGUUCAUUUCUACCAUUAUUACGUUUAUUAGACAUAUAUCAUACACCACAGUGUCAACAUUGGGCAGUUUGGGCACUUGCUAAUCUUACAACUGUUUAUCCUCAUAAAUAUUGCAUAUUGGUUAUACGAGAAAAUGGUCUUGAAAAAUUGGAAACCUUAAUGUCAGAUCCAAGACCAUAUGAGCGUAUAAAAGAGCUAGCACAUAUUGUAGUUGAAAAUUGUUGUCACUAUAGUAAUAAUACUAGUGAUUUAAAUGCUCAUUCACCUUUAGAUGGAGACUAUAAUUUAGACGAUUGAAAAUCAUUUAUAUGAUUAUAAUUCAAACGUAACAUCGUCAAAAGUAGGAUAUUUUAUAACUAUAAUAAAGUCUUCUAAGUAAUAGUGUGAGUAAGAUUAUAAUAACAAUAUACUGAAAUAUGUGUACGUUUAUUUGCCAAAUUGUAAAUUUCAGAUUAAAUGCUCAAAGAGUCCUACUCACACUUUCAUAUAAAAAUUUCAUUACAUAGUUUAUUAAUUACGUGUUAUAAAGUAUUUCUAAAGUAUGCGUAAAAUUAUUAAUGUAUUAAUAAUAUUAAUGAGGAAAUAUUAAUUAUCAAAGUAUUUUUGAUGUUCAUUAUCAAUCUUUCUAAACAAUAUUUAAAGUUACAUAUUUUUUGUUUAUGUAAAUAGUUAUGCUGUAUUAUAAACAAGAAAAAAUUAGAACUAAAAUAAAAUUAUAUUUCCCUAUUUCAAAUAGCAGCAAUUAAUUAAAGUUUGAUAUUUAAAGUUUAUGUUUCGUACAUCUGUAUGUAUUCUGUGUAGAUAUUUGUAUCAUAAAUAACUGUUUCAGUUGCCAUUAAAUUUUAUUUAGUGACAAAAGCUUUUAAAUAAAGGAAUACGUUAAGCUGUUAUGUAAAUAGAACUAAAAUAACGAAAUAAGAUGAAUUAGGUUUACGAAUUUGUACAUCUCUAUUAUUAAAAUCGAAAUUCUUUAACUUAAUGAUAAUAUUAUUAAAUAAAAAUAAAUGUUAAAAUGAACAUUAUCAUUUACCAUCAAUUUAUAAAAUUUAGUUACUGAUUUAAAAGAUACUUUAACAUAGCAAUUGUGUGAACUGUUCUCUAAACGAUUGUUAUCAUAAUCAUUAUGUAACAUUAACGUACACGUGUAAUAAAUUACAAAAAAUUCUGAUCUGUUUAAUGUAUAACAUAAACUCAUGCAUACAAAAUUGAA
This is a messenger RNA of Osmia lignaria (orchard mason bee), 3253 nucleotides long. RefSeq names its product protein zer-1 homolog. The record is from RefSeq and is a predicted model, not a curated record. Gene Ontology annotation, cellular component: Cul2-RING ubiquitin ligase complex. NCBI's taxonomy places the organism in Eukaryota, Metazoa, Arthropoda, Insecta, Hymenoptera, Megachilidae.